ACUGUUGGACAUUCAAGACAGGCAUGUAUUCACACGGUCUAAAAAUAGCAUUGUAAAAUACGAACUCAUACUGUGUAGACUAGAGUGUAGGCUGGAAACUGCAUCGAUGGCUUCUGUGUUGUUAUUAUUCGCGUAGCUUGAAGCAAAUUAAUAAGUAAUAGACUCCGAUUAAUUGAUAGAGAUCAUACAUAAACUUCAAUCCGUUUUGAUCUGAACAGUUAUCAUUUGGAAAUGUCAAACUAACUCUGAUUAAGCGGAAAUCAGAACAUGCCAGAAUAAGGUAGAAAAAGUAUUGAUUAACAAUGGCGAAGUUAACAACAUAGCAACCUAUUGGAAAUUAGUUCACUCCGUUUCAUGCAAGAAGAAACUCGUGGGGAGUAAAGCAAGAAAAUUAAAAUAGGGGGAUUUUAUUCAAUUCAUUUGCUGGCAAGAGUUUUGGAAGAAAAAUGAUACAACAGUUAUUAUCGUCACUCCUGGUCUUUGUUCUUUGUGUGCCACAUUGUCAUGGGGGCUGUGCAGAGGUGGACUCCAUGACAGAGGCGGUGGCCGGGGAGAGCUUCCUCAUGGGCUGCAUCUCCUGUAAGAGGAGAGAGGAGGUCCAGGCCCAUACCACGGUUGACUGGCACUUCAGAGCCACAGGAGAGGAGGAGUAUAUCCACAUCUUUCACUAUGACCACCCACACCCCAACACCCUCCACGGGGACUUUAGUGACCGGCUAGAGUGGCAGGGAACAAUGGGGAGUAAGGAUGUACAGAUAGGAGCCGUCUUCAUUCACAACGUCACGUUUAAUGACACAGGGACCUACCGCUGCACCUUCCAGCGCACCCUCUUCCUCCCAUUGGAUAAUGAAUAUAUCACAGUGGAAAAGGAGGUGGAGCUUACUGUGGUGGCCGAAGCCAAUCGGGAGCUGUUGUCGGUGGUGUCAGAGAUCAUGAUGUACGUGCUAAUCGUGGUGCUGCAGCUGUGGAUGAUCGUGGUGCUGAUUCACUGCUACAACAAGAUCUGGGCUGAACACGAGGCGCGGGAUGCCCGCAAAGCCUUGAGGGCCCAAAAACUGGCCCUAAUAAAAGAAUCUUUAGACUCAAAGGACAAUUGUGAUGGAGUGCUUCUGGAGUGACUUGUUWCYGUGAGUUUGUUUUGAAAUCCUCUCACAUGAUUGAAAGUGUGAUUUUAUAGACUUGAUUGUACCGUAUAUAUGAUUUUAGACCGCUGACUGUGGAGAAUACAUUUUAUUACUUUCCCUAUUCUAAAUUCGGACACAUUUCACUGGAAUCAAAAGCUUUUUUGCAUUGCUAUUCUUAAAGCAGAUGUUUGAUCUUGAUGUAUUUUGUUUGUGUGUAUCUAACAGGUAAACAUCAAAGYUGGAGAACUCUGUCACAAGCAAUUGUUACCACUACACUACUAGGCUAUUACCUCAUAGAAACAUAAUUUGAAUGUCUUAGCAUAGUGUGUAACACAUGCAGUUUACAAUGUACUUGAUUUACUGUACGAGGUAGUUGCAGCUGAUGUGAGUGGUGAUUAGAUUAACAGAUGGUGCCGAAUAUCCUUAGUGUGUCAACUCAACAGAGAAUGUCAUCACGUGAUAGAUCAACAGUUCUGACAAAGCUCUGAUUACAGAUAGUUCCACCUGAGCUACAUAGAAAGCUUUGGCAGGAACAACCGUGCAUCUACAUAGGUCUCAUCUGCAACCAUGUUAUUACAAAAAAAUGUAAUCGCUUUAGAGAUAUUUUCACAAGUAUGUGGUAUAUUUUCACAACUCUUAGAACAAAAUACCAAACUGGUCACACUUGUAAUGCAGCAAGUCUUUCAUUCAAAACCUGUCAUUGUGCAUCCAUUUGGAUUAUAAACAUCUCUCACCACACAG
Messenger RNA from Salvelinus sp. IW2-2015, 1865 nucleotides. Lineage: Eukaryota; Metazoa; Chordata; Actinopteri; Salmoniformes; Salmonidae. The record is from RefSeq and is a predicted model, not a curated record.